This is a messenger RNA of Apus apus (common swift), 600 nucleotides long. It is a transcript of the gene IL12A, whose product is annotated as interleukin 12A. Gene Ontology annotation, biological process: immune response. Lineage: Eukaryota; Metazoa; Chordata; Aves; Apodiformes; Apodidae. Gene Ontology annotation, cellular component: extracellular region. Gene Ontology annotation, molecular function: growth factor activity; interleukin-12 receptor binding. The transcript is spliced from 4 exons. The record is from RefSeq and is a predicted model, not a curated record. Bases 1 to 600 code for a protein of 199 amino acids.
AUGGAGCAGCGCGGAGGUCCCGGCAGCGCAGGCAGGGGGGGCAGGCGGCAGGCGGGGCCCUGGGGGCUGCUUCUCGCCCUUUGCCUGGUCCUGGCCCCGGCCCUGCCGCCCCCCGUCCGGGCGCUGCCGCCCCCCGGCCCGCACCACCCGCCCGACAGGUUGAACCGGUCCCGGGAGAUGCUGGAGGCCGCCAACACCUCCCCGCAGCGGCUGCAGGAGCUCAGCAUACUGGAAUUUAAAUGUAUCCUUGAAGAGGCUGACCUGGAUGAUAUCACUAAGAAUCAAACCAACACGAUAAAAGCUUGUAUCCCUGAGGAUCCUGGGAGAAAAUGCCUGCAGGCAAUAUAUGAGGAUCUGAGUGCCUACAGGGCAGAGCUGAGGAACCUCAGCAAUCAACAGGUGCUGGCAACUAUUGAUAAGAUGAUGGAAGCCCUGCAGGGCAGCGGCAGGAGUGGGGAGCAGCCCGAGGUGGGCAGGGGUCUCCCCUUGCCCAUUGGGGAGCAGCUGAGGCUCUGCAGCAUCCUCCACACCUUCCGCACCCGCGCCCUCACCAUCACCCGCCUGAUGAGCUUCUUCAGCUCCCAGGAGAGCUCCUUCUGA